Messenger RNA from Periconia digitata, 1449 nucleotides. NCBI's taxonomy places the organism in Eukaryota, Fungi, Ascomycota, Dothideomycetes, Pleosporales, Periconiaceae. The record is from the annotation of a GenBank genome assembly.
UUUUCUGAAUUAGAAAAGGAAACGAAAAUGAAAGAAGGCGUGCUUCCCUUUUCCCAAGGAAGAGUAUCUACGCGUACGAAGAGUCGUCGAGCCGCGCAUUGGCUGUUGAUAGCUAUUCUAGGAUCGCUAUUGGUGACAUGGAAUUACUUGGGACCGGAUAAUUCUCUCACUUCCUUUUCUUCGAAGAAACAUGAAUUCCAGAAAUGCUCGAUUGAUACAUUCCGAGCAACAGGGCUGGAAUUUCUGAAAACCGCGGAACGCCCACCGUUGGAAGAGUAUGUUCUGCGCAGAAACAACCUCGCGAAAGCACUUGUCGCGGAUGGGAUCGACGCCUUUGUCGUUGAGCCGGGUUACACGUUUAGCUACUAUGCCAACGUUACACAGCCAGAAUGGGAAGUUUGGGAGCCUGAAGAGCGACCAUUCGUCAUGGUGAUACGGCCUCAAGAAACACCAGAUGGAUCCAUCGUCGCCAACACAACCUUUCUCGUGCCACACUUUGAGGAAGUGCGAGCACGACUCCUCAACAUGCCAUUCGUAGAGGAGAUCUCCACCGUCACCUACGAAGAGCACUGGAACUACUACACCACGUUAUGGGAGUCUCUCAUAUGGGGUGAGAAACUCUCACCGAAGCUUAUGGUUGAUGAAGAGAUGCGCGACUUCAUCCAGCGUGGCUUGGGUGAGAAUGGCUUCACCAUUGUUGGCUUGAGUGGCGAGGUAGAGGCUGUGCGCCAGACCAAAACCGAGCGAGAAAUCGGCAUUCUGCGCGCAGUGAAUACGGGGACGGUCGAGGCGAUUCGUGCUAUGCGGCAGUGCCUCUACCGUGGGGUCACUGAGAAUGAAGUCGUUGAGGUGCUGGAUAACACGAUGCGCGCUGCAGGCAUGGACCCCUUCUUCAACAUCGUCGAGUUCGGUAAAUCAGCUGCCCUACCACACGGAGGACACGACGGAACGCGAACCUUGCAACCGGGCGACUUCAUUCUCAUCGACGUGGGCUCACACCUUUACGGCUACAGCAGCGACGUGUGCCGCACAUUCUACCCACCCUUCUUCCCAAACCCUCCACCACCAGAGUACAACCUCACCGAACAUCUUGAUGUUUGGCAAUUGGUCCUUGAUGCACAGGCGGCGUCGGUGAAAGCUAUGGUGGAGAACGGCACUGCCGCUGCUGUUGAUAUUGCCGCCCGCACUCUGAUUGAAUCUGCGGGAUAUGGGAAGGAGUUCACGCACCGUCUAGGCCAUAGUAUUGGGAUUAAAGCCCAUGAAUCGCCCUAUCUUAACAAGGGAAACUUUGGCGCAAUACUUCGACCGGGCAUGGUGUUCACGAGCGAGCCGGGUGUUUAUGUGCUGAACCAUUUUGGUGUGAGACACGAAGAUAUUCUGGUUGUUAGGGAAGAUGGGGAGGCGGAGAAUAUCAGCGGUGGGUUUGCUCGCAGCCCUUGGGAGCCUUGA